This is a messenger RNA of Pelagomonas calceolata, 411 nucleotides long. The record is from the annotation of a GenBank genome assembly. NCBI's taxonomy places the organism in Eukaryota, Pelagophyceae, Pelagomonadales, Pelagomonadaceae.
AUGAGCGCUCAAUCCCCGGCGGGCGGCGAGGGCCGCGAACAGGACCGCCUCCUCCCCGUCGCGAACAUACAGCGCAUCAUGCGACGUUUGUUGCCCGCCGACGAGAAGAUCUCGAAGGACGCGAAGGAGGUGCUCCAGGAGAGCCUGUCACGACGCGGCGUCCGGUAACUCCGGUUCGCGACACGUCGCCCCGACGGCGCGAAGCUGACGCCGUCGACGCGCAGGUCCGAGUUCGUCUGCUUCGUCACCGAGGAAGCCGCCGGCCGCUGCGCCGAGGAGAAGCGCAAGACGAUCAACGGCGACGACCUGAUAUUUGCGCUCCAGAAUUUGGGGUUCGAGGAGUACGUGCCGCCGCUGCAGUCGUACCUCGCGCAGUACCGCCGCGUGUCGAAACAGAAAGAGAAAGAAUAA